AUGCCAUUGCCUGUCAUGUUUCUGUGCCUGCUCCUGAAUGCUUGGGGCAGUUCCCAGGACAGUCAUCCCCAGUACUGCUAUAAGCCAUUGGGCCCCAGUUUCGAUGCUGAUGGAGACCUGCUGCUGGGUGCCUUUUUCCCCCUUUACUACAUGAAACCAGAAGCAGCCAGGAUCCGUUUAUCAUUCCUAACCCAGCCAAAGGAUGAAGUAGCAGCAGACAGGUGGCUGUGGAAGAACUACCAAUAUGUGCUGACCUUUUACUUUGCCAUCCAGGAGAUCAAUAGGGAUGAACACUUGCUCCCAAACAAGUCCUUGGGUUUCCAGUGGUACAAUGCCUUGGCCAGUAACAGCUUCACACUGUUGAAUGCCCUGCACUGGCUGACAGGGGAUCAUAGCUUGACUCCCAACUACAGGUGCCAGACACGGAGUAAGUCAGUUGUUGUCCUUGCUGGAACAAGCUCAGUGUUCUCUGCUGAAAUGGGGACCAUUUUGGAGCUCUACAAAAUCCCACAGCUCACUUAUGGUCCUUUUGAUCCCAUGCUGAAUGAUAAGAAGCAGUUCCCCUCACUCUAUCAGAUGGCCACCAGUGACAGCUCUCUGGCCCGUGCCAUGAUCUCCCUGCUGCUGCAUUUUGGCUGGACAUGGGUGGGACUCUUGGUGUCUGAUGACAUGAAAGGAGAGCAGUUCAAUCAGGACAUCCAAGCAGAGAUGGUCAAGAGAGGAGUCUGCUUGGCCUUUGCCAUCAAGCUCCCUGAGACAAAGACAAUGUAUGAAAACUCUGACAGCUCUUUCCUUUAUUGGCUCAGCAUUUCCUCUGCAAAUGUGCAUAUACUGUACAGUAACAUCAGGAGCCUCUUUACCAUGAAACACCUUGGUACAUUCUAUCUAACCGUGGGGAAGGUGUGGCUCAUGACAGCCAAGUGGGACAUUGUUAUGGAUGAGACACAUCACAUGUUGCACUCUUUCCAUGGGGGCUUUUCCUUCUCACAACACAAGGGCAAAAUCCCAGGACUCAAAAUUUUCCUCAAGACAGUGAACCCCUCCCACUACCCAGAAGACUUCCACUUUGGUGAAUUGUGGUUUCAUUUUUUUAACUGCCUACCUACUGGGUCAGGUUGUGGACAAUCAGCAGUCUGCCAUCCCAAUGUUUCCCUUGAAAAUUUCCCUGGACACAUUGACAUGCUGACCGUGUCUGACUCCAGCUAUUUUGUGUACAAUGCUGUGUACGCAGUGGCCCACGCCCUGCAUCGGGUGUUUCUGGAGAAAGAAGAAAUGGUUUUCCCAGAAGACACAGCUCAAGCUCUGAUUCUUCCCUGGCAGCUACAUCCACUUCUGAGGACAACACAGUUCACCAACAAUGCUGGGGAUCAUGUGUCCCUCCACAAAGCAACACCUCAUCAGGAACACUACGAUAUUCAGAACAUUGUCAACUUUCCUGCAGGCCUCCGAGUGAUGGUUAACGUUGGAAAGUUUUCCUCUGGGAGUGGACAUGACCAAGACCUGGUCAUCAGGGAAGACAUGAUAGAAUGGCCUGUUGCAUUCAAGGAGACUCCAACAUCUGUGUGUAGCCAGAGCUGUGGGCCAGGAUUCAGGAAAAGGCCAGAGGAAGGAUCGGCUGUCUGCUGCUACACUUGUGCUUCCUGUGCAGAGGGGGAAAUUUCCAAUCAGACAGAUGCAGAGCAGUGCAUCCAGUGCCCACAGCUGGAGUACACAAACACGGAGAGAACUCACUGCCUCCCCAAGCUGGAGACAUUCCUGAACUUUGAGGAUUCUCUGGGGAUGGCUCUGGCCUGCAUGGCUCUGACCCUCACUCUCCUCACUGUUAUGGUGUUGGGGGUCUUUGUGAAACACCAAGACACACCCAUCGUGAAGGCCAAUAACCGCAACCUCAGCUACAUCCUGCUCAUCUCACUCCUCCUCUGCUUCCUCUGCUCCUUCCUCUUCAUUGGCUGUCCCAACACUGCCACCUGCCUCCUAAGACAAAUCACAUUUGCCCUGGUGUUCACAGUGGCUGUUUCUGCCGUGCUGGCCAAAACCAUCACUGUGGUUCUGGCCUUCAAGGCCAUGAAGCCUGGAAGGACCAUGAGGAGAUUGCUGGUGUCAGGAGCCCCAAACGCUGUCAUUCCCAUCUGCUUCCUCAUCCAAUUGACUCUCUGUGCCAUCUGGCUGGCAACAUCUCCUCCCUUUGUGGACACAGAUGCAUACUCUGAGCAUGGACACAUCAUCCUCUUGUGCAAUGAGGGCUCCAUCACUGCCUUCUACUGUGUGCUGGGCUUCCUGGGCUCAUUGGCGCUGGGCACCUUCACUGUGGCUUUCCUUGCCAGGAAGCUGCCUGACACGUUCAAUGAAGCCAAGUUCCUGACAUUCAGCAUGCUGGUGUUCUGCAGUGUGUGGGUGACCUUCCUGCCUGUGUACCAGAGCACCAAGGGGAAGGUGAUGGUGGCCGUGGAGGUCUUCUCCAUCUUGGCCUCUGGUGCUGGGCUCCUGGGCUGCAUCUUUCUUCCCAAAUGCUACAUUAUUCUCAUAAAGCCCGAGAGGAAUUUGUCGAAAAGCUUCAAGAAAACAACAGGUUCCAAAUGA
Messenger RNA from Ochotona curzoniae (black-lipped pika), 2580 nucleotides. Its product is annotated as vomeronasal type-2 receptor 116-like. Gene Ontology annotation, biological process: G protein-coupled receptor signaling pathway. The coding region runs from base 1 to 2580 and encodes 859 amino acids. The transcript is spliced from 6 exons. The record is from RefSeq and is a predicted model, not a curated record. Lineage: Eukaryota; Metazoa; Chordata; Mammalia; Lagomorpha; Ochotonidae. Gene Ontology annotation, molecular function: G protein-coupled receptor activity. Gene Ontology annotation, cellular component: membrane.